Molecule: messenger RNA, 804 nt
Organism: Bathycoccus prasinos
Lineage: Eukaryota; Viridiplantae; Chlorophyta; Mamiellophyceae; Mamiellales; Bathycoccaceae
Product: putative alpha-agarase precursor
Exons: 1
Coding region: 1-804 (267 amino acids)
Cellular component (GO): nucleus; cytoplasm
Source: RefSeq, a predicted model, not a curated record
AUGAAUUCUUUUAAGUAUUAUGUCUCACAACGCAGGGUUUUCCCUAAAGCACUCCUACUAUUCAUCAUCAUCUGUUGUUCUUCUUGUUGUGAUGGGCAACAACAACGAAAGAUCCUCUGCCUCCAUGGAGGGGGCCAAACGGCGAGUUCCUUUGAAAAUACGCGCGGUAUGCAAUCGCUCAUCGCAGCUUUGCCAGAAAUUGAGUUUGUUUUUCCCACGGGAAGUUACGACGGCCCUUUAUGGAUCCCAGAUCCACCGAACGGGAAAGGGGAGCCGACGACGGAUCCUGAUAUCGCCUCGCUUUCGGUGAAUGCUUUAGAAGCGGUCGUCGCAAACCAAGGGCCUUUUUACGGCAUUUUGGGGUACAGCCAAGGAGGAGCUUUCGUAACGACGUUUCUCUCGCAAACUUCGAGCGCGACGUUCGAGGUGGCGCUCAUAUUUUGCGGCUAUCUCCCGACGACGCAUCGCGGACUCGUGAGCCGCAUCGACGCGGCGGCUCCGUUCGAGAACAUCCGCGCUUUGGUGUUUAUGGGAACAAACGACAACAUCAUACCCAACGAUCUGUCGCGGGAUGCCGCCGCAAAAUAUAGUUCAGCGACGCUCGUCUACGACGCGGUCGGUCACGAGGUACCGUGGGAGGCGACGACGAGCUUCCAAACGGUCACAGCAUUCAUCACUUCUCCCGGACAGAGUGACGCCGCGGACAGCGUCACAUCUCCCGGACAAAAGUCAUCCGACCACCGUUUCUUCGGCUUCGCGUGCGCGUUGUGUCUAUUCGCGUACAUUUUUACGACGCACGUCUGA